AUCAAAGUUAUACGUUUGCACUGUUCAUACUGUCAGAAGAUGUGAUAUACUUUUCUUGGUCUUCGUCCCCAGUACUGAACAAGAUUGGAACUAAAGUCUUAAUCAAAGAUACCCCAAGCUACGUCUGCUAUUCUUACUCUUCUUUUCAGGUUUACGGUAUGGUUAGGUUAAGCGGUCCGGUUAUCCUUUCCAAUCUCCAUUCAUUUAUUCGAUUAACCAGAGUAACCCUAGUCCCUAGUGAUUGCCCUUCAUCACGAAAAGUGUUAUCACAGUGAUAAGACGUGAAGAUAUUCAAAUCUGAAAAAAGAUAAAGCCAUGUUUAAAGUCUUUGAAUAAGAUUCCCAGUCAGAUUGCUCAACAAUCUUCAGUUUCAGGGACCCUACUUACUAUUUUUAUCACGCAAACCAAGAGACAAACAUCCUUUGUGGUUACUAAAUACAAUUCAAAGUACAGUUUUUCAACACAACAGCCAUAUAACCAUGAUUUUCCGAAGCGACAUCUCUGCUCUGAAUGAAGACAUCAUAGUUGAGCAGCUACUUCGUAGCCAUGAUCCAGAUGGUCGCUGGCUUGAUUCCGAAAUGCUGCUUCAGGAAGUAGAAACCAUCUUGAGUUUUGUUCUUCAAAAUGAUGUUUCUAGACCGGUUGUGACAGAGAAUUGUAUCACCAACGUUCAAGUUUUUGACUCAAAGGAAACACUACCAUAUGCUAUCUCCAGAAUCUCUGUUCAGGUAAAUGGUCAUCCUUUCUUCUCAAAUCAACUCUUCCUGGAAAGUUCCUUGGAGCCAAAGAUCUUGAAACUCUUGAGGUUGCAGAUGCUUUGUCCAUGCAUGGGGGAAAAUGAGAUCCAGUCAAGAACAAUGGCUUUAUUCGAUCUUCUGAAAGAAUACAGAUGGGAUGCAAAAGCUGUGUUAGUACUAGGAGUCCUUGCUGCAACAUUUGGAGGACUCUUGCUACCAGUUCAUCUAGCCUUCUGUGAUCCCGUCGCAGCAUCAAUUGCAACACUCAACCAGUUGCCUAUUGAGAGAACCAAGUUGAGACCAUGGUUAGAAUCUCUGAGGUUGCUCGUUAAAGCAAUGGUGGAUGUAACCAAAUGCAUAAUUAAAUUCGAAAGACUACCAAUUAAACAAGUGCAGCUAGACAACAACAUUGUGGGGAAAACCUUGUCUAAUGUCUAUUUAGCUACUUACCGGGUUGUCAAAAGUGCACUUGCCUGCCUGCAGCAAAUCCCUCAUUUCAAGCAAACUCAGCAGGCAACAGAAACAAGGAAAGCAGCAAGGGAACUUUCCAUGGAUACAAGAAGAGCAGUAGGGGAACUUUCUAGUUUGGGAUAUCAAUUACUCAGCCUCCAUACCCGCCUCAACAAGCAGGUAGAAGAUUGCAGCACACAAAUAGAGGAAGAAAUCAAUCAAAAGCUCAGAAACAUUAACACAGAGACUCAUCAAGACAACCAAGACGUACUCCACCUACUUUUCUCUCUACAAGAUGAUCUACCACUUCAACAAUACUCCAGACAAAUAGCUAUAACCGAGCUGAAAGAAAAGGUAAUACUGCUGCUACUAUCACAGCCACCAGUAGAGCCACUUUUCUUCCUGCUUCAACAGUUAUAUGAUCAUCCAUCCAACACCAACACAGAACAAAACUACGAAAUCAUAUGGAUUCCAAUACCAUCCUCCCAAAAAUGGACAGACGAAGAGAAAGAAAUCUUCGAUUUCUACUCAAAUUCCUUACCAUGGAUCUCAGUAAGACAGCCGUGGUUAUUGAGCUCUACAAUAGUCAACUUUUUCAAACGAGAAUGGCAUUACGGAGACGACGAAGCAAUGGUGGUGGUGAUGGAUACUAACGGGGAGUUUGUGAACAUGAAUGCCAUGGAUAUGGUGUUGAUAUGGGGUGUUCAAGCAUAUCCAUUCUCAGUAACUAGAGAAGAUGAGCUUUGGGAAGAACAUGGAUGGUCUAUGCAGCUCUUGCUUGAUGGCAUUCAUCCUGCAUUUGAAACUUGGGUGAAACAAGGAAGAGAGAUUUGCAUAUUCGGAAGCGAGAACUUGGAUUGGGUUGAUGAGUUUGUGUCACUAGCAAGAAAGAUUCAAAAUCUAGGGUUCCAAUUAGAGCUUGUUUACCUCAGCAACGAGCGAACAAAAGCCAUGGAAGAGAGCUCAAUCUUGUUUAGUCCUACAGUACAACAACUCUUCUGGCUACGAUUAGAAAGCAUAGAACGAUCAAAAGUAAAGCGAAUCGGAUCAUCGAAACGACCUGAUCUUGUUUUCGAAGAAGUUACGAAACUUCUCGACUUCGAUUACGGUGCACACAAGGGUUGGGGGAUCAUCGGAAAAGGAUCAGAAGCGGUGACGGUUGACGGAGAGAAGCUGACGGAGAGGAUGAGGAAGAUUGUGCAGUGGGGUGAGUACGCUAAGGGAUUGGGUUUUACGGAGGCGAUUGAAAUCGCGGCGGAGAAGCCGUGUGAACUUAGUCACACGGUGGUUGUUCCGUUUCAGGAAGCGUUGACGGUGAGAGUUGUCACGUGCGAAAAAUGUAAGCGGCCAAUGAAGAAGUUUGUUGCGUAUCAGUAACUCACAGCCCCGAUAAUUUAACAAUUACGCCCAGAAAUAAUAUGGUUUUAACCAUUUUUUUUUUUCUAUUUGUUUCAUUCCAGUAAAAAUGUGAAAUUGAACAAAAAGAGAGGCAAAUGUGAUAUUUUCGGGUAAAGGAGGUUGAUUUGGAGAUAAUAAA
Camelina sativa (false flax) is the source of this 2724-nucleotide messenger RNA. Its product is annotated as protein SIEVE ELEMENT OCCLUSION C. Lineage: Eukaryota; Viridiplantae; Streptophyta; Magnoliopsida; Brassicales; Brassicaceae. Gene Ontology annotation, biological process: phloem development. The record is from RefSeq and is a predicted model, not a curated record.